Molecule: messenger RNA, 783 nt
Organism: Zingiber officinale
Lineage: Eukaryota; Viridiplantae; Streptophyta; Magnoliopsida; Zingiberales; Zingiberaceae
Product: calmodulin-like
Exons: 4
Coding region: 132-581 (149 amino acids)
Molecular function (GO): calcium ion binding; enzyme regulator activity
Source: RefSeq, a predicted model, not a curated record
GGCGGAUACAACGGGUCAACAAAGAGUUUGACAGUCGUAGGUCCGUCCAACUAUAAAAGCAGAGAAGAGGAGGACGGGGACAUCAUUGCCGGAAAAAAAAAGAGUAGAGUUGCUGUCCUCGACGCGAGAAUAUGGCGGAGCACCUGACUGAAGAGCAGAUAGCUGAGUUCAAGGAGGCAUUUAGCCUAUUCGACAAGGACGGAGAUGGCUGCAUAACUACAAAAGAAUUAGGCACUGUUAUGAGAUCCUUGGGCCAAAACCCAACUGAAGCUGAAUUGAGGGAUAUGAUCAGUGAAGUUGACGCUGACCAAAAUGGAACAAUUGAUUUUCCUGAGUUCUUGAAUUUGAUGGCCCGUAAAAUGAAGGAUGCUGAUUCUGAGGAGGAGCUGAUGGAGGCAUUCAAAGUGUUUGACAAGGAUUCAAACGGGUUCAUUUCUGCUCAAGAGCUCCGCCAUGUGAUGACAAGCCUGGGUGAGAAGCUGACAGAUGAGGAGGUUGACGAAAUGAUACGAGAAGCAGACAUUGACGGUGAUGGACAAGUGAACUAUCAGGAGUUUGUGCAGAUGAUGUUGGCCAAGUAAUAGUCUCAUCAGUUUAUGGAGACACUCAGUCAUAGUAAGCAUUUCACUUUGGACCACCUCUACUUGUUAGAACCGUUCUCUGCCUCAACCAUGGCUGUUUUAGACCAGUGUUUCCUAUAAACUACUUCGCCUUUCAUUUUGAGAUGUACUAGCAACCUAAUAUGCUCGUAUGUAGUUUUCGAUGUCAUCUGUGAUAGCUGCA